Messenger RNA from Epithele typhae, 996 nucleotides. RefSeq names its product pre-mRNA-splicing factor ISY1. Gene Ontology annotation, cellular component: post-mRNA release spliceosomal complex; Prp19 complex; catalytic step 2 spliceosome. The transcript is spliced from 4 exons. NCBI's taxonomy places the organism in Eukaryota, Fungi, Basidiomycota, Agaricomycetes, Polyporales, Epitheliaceae. The record is from RefSeq and is a predicted model, not a curated record. Bases 1 to 996 code for a protein of 331 amino acids. Gene Ontology annotation, biological process: generation of catalytic spliceosome for second transesterification step; mRNA 3'-splice site recognition.
AUGGCUCGUAAUGAGGAAAAAGCGCAGUCUAUGCUCUAUCGUUUCCGCGAGGCCCAGGCCGCCGAGCUUGGGCUGGGAACGCGAAGCGACCGUCGACCACGCAUGGCCAGUGCAUGCAAGAGCCUGCGCGAGUGCGAGCGGUGGAGGGGUGAGAUCUUGCGAGAGAUAAGCCGAAAGGUGUCGAAAAUACAAGACGCUGGCCUUACGGACUAUGAGGUGCGCGACCUUAAUGACGAGAUCAACCGCCUCCUGCGCGAAAAGCGCCACUGGGAAAACCAGAUCGUUGCACUCGGCGGCGCGAACUACCGCCGAAACGUCGCGAUGUUGGACGACGACGGGAAAGAGGUGCCAGGAACGAAGGGGUACAAGUACUUCGGUCGGGCGAAGGAACUCCCCGGUGUAAAAGAGCUUUUCGUGAGCAAGAAGACAGAAGAGGACGAGGAGAACAAGGUCCACAACUACUACAAGAAGUUCACGAACCAGGGGCCCGCAUAUUUCGGCGAUCUGGACGAGGCGGAAGGGGAGCUUCUGAAGUUCGAAAUGCACACUGAGGAAGAAGAGUGGGAAGAUGCCUUCAAUCAUCUUCGUACCGUUCUUGGUCUAUCGCCAGAGGGCCCUGUCCCCCCAAUUCCCCGCCCGGUGAAACAAACCUCCGCCCUCUCCGUCACGGAUGCAAGUCACGCAGGGCUGCCGGACCCGAAGCGCAAAGCCCCCGACGAAGACGGAGAUGUCGAGAUGUCCACAGACGCGCCCUCGUCAGAGAUUGCAAAACGCGCAAAGAAGGAGGGCGCGCCACCAACACUUGCCUCGACAGACGCCCCAUCGGACGACACGAUGCUCGCGCAUGCUCAGCGGACAGCAGCCUACAUCCCUAUCCUUUCACCGGAAGUCCUGAUGCCGCCGACGCUACCGACACGAGAGGAGAUGGAGAAGUUCUUGUUGGAGUUGCGGAAGAAGGCGUUGGUGGAAGAGUACUUCGGGAACGACCCUCAGUGA